This is a messenger RNA of Trichomycterus rosablanca, 897 nucleotides long. RefSeq names its product cytokine receptor family member B16 (gene il20rb). Gene Ontology annotation, molecular function: cytokine receptor activity; interleukin-20 binding. Lineage: Eukaryota; Metazoa; Chordata; Actinopteri; Siluriformes; Trichomycteridae. Gene Ontology annotation, cellular component: plasma membrane. The coding region runs from base 1 to 897 and encodes 298 amino acids. The record is from RefSeq and is a predicted model, not a curated record. The transcript is spliced from 6 exons. Gene Ontology annotation, biological process: cytokine-mediated signaling pathway.
AUGGCUCUACAGUUUCAGUGUUUUGGUUUCAGGCUGAAACGGUUUCAGUUGGCUGUUUAUUCUCUCCAUGAUGAGCUUGUACGAGCUUUAUUACUUUAUUACCUGGUUAAUAAUGCAGCUCAGCUCUCUGCACCGCAGAACAUCUCCAUUCAAUCUUUCAAUAUGAGGCAUGUGCUGAGGUGGAGCCCCCUACAGGCGACCUGCAGCUCCCUUACCUACUCCGUCAAGUAUCAGGGCGAGUAUGAGAUUCACGUGCUGAACAGCAGCUGGGUCGAUGCCCUCCACUGCCAGGAGAUCGUUCAGACCGAGUGCGACCUGACCCACGACCUGGCGUCGGACUCGGAUUACCACAUCAGUGUACAGGCACGAUGCGGUGAGCGGACGUCGUGGGAACAGCUCCCGAAAACCUUCAACCGCAAAGACACGGUCUUGCUGGCUCCGGAUCUGAGCGUGAAGCUGAAGGAGACGCGCAUCGAGGUGGAAUUCCGAGAGCUCUGCCCAGAUGUCGCCGCAAAGCUCAAAAGGUGGUGGGACGGCGAGGAGAAGAAUGCCACCAGCGAGGAGGUCGCGGUCCCCUCAUACUCUUUCGAGGUGCAGCCGUACGGACGACGGUACUGCCUGAGAGCGGAAGUGACGCUGGAGUCCAUCAACAAGAGCAACAGCACCGAGACGCUUUGUGUCUUCGUCCCAAAACCCGAACCUGUCUGGAUCAAAUAUUUCGCUGUGGGCAUCUGUGUGGUAUUAAUCGCUGUUGCGGCGUUGACUCUGGGCAUUAUGGCGCCACGCUUCACGCCCUAUCUCCAAAAAAUGGUGUGUCAUAAAGAGCCCCUGCCUUCUGCACUGGUACGUAAAUCCUUUAUCCAUUACUUAUUUGCAUACAGGACACAUAUUUCAUAG